Molecule: messenger RNA, 3196 nt
Organism: Manduca sexta (tobacco hornworm)
Lineage: Eukaryota; Metazoa; Arthropoda; Insecta; Lepidoptera; Sphingidae
Gene: axed
Product: BTB/POZ domain-containing protein 6
Exons: 2
Coding region: 453-1649 (398 amino acids)
Biological process (GO): neurogenesis
Cellular component (GO): cytosol
Molecular function (GO): protein binding
Source: RefSeq, a predicted model, not a curated record
GCGCGACGCAUGCGCGCUGGUGCUGCUGGUAGCGCGCUGGUGUCCGGGCGGCAGUUACCACUCACCACUGGCUCCCGACCACACGUAGUCGGAGGCUAGGAGCUCGCGCGCGCAGGUCUCGCGAAAAUUCGUCCGCUAAUAUUAGCACUGGCGGCGUGUCCGCGCAUGCACUGCGCUGAAUAGUGUUGUUUUUCCGGACGAGGCCGCGCAGGGCGGGCGGCGCGCGCCGAAGAUCCCCGGCCAUCCUCAAUACAACACCCACCACACACACAACAGCACGUUUCAACAAGUGUAUAAACAAAGAAACGGUUGCAAUAUUGACGAAUGCAAUUUGCCUUCUGAUAGAUUCCGUGCAGUGCUAGAUAUUCCCUACACCAAAGCAGACUGCGGGAGAUGUGAUCUGAUUGUCCCGAUUGUAAGAAAACAGAUAGUACGAUCCCAAGAUUGUCAAGAUGACGGUAGUGACAAAUCCCGCACGAGCCCAUCCCGAUGAUGACAUCGAUGCGAUCGAAAGUGCAAAUGGUUACAAUGGAGAGUCGUCUGGCCUCGAGCUGGACGACAACGCUCGUCUCUACGACGACGAAAAGGAAAGCGAUAUUGUGUUCGUCGCGGGCAUCAAUGGCGACACUUGGCGCUAUCCCGGACACCGUCGUGUCUUGGCCGCCACUAGCCCGGUGUUUGCAGCUCUACUCAAUGCCAAAACUGAUGUCAUCGUUGUCGAUUAUGUCGAUAGACGGGGCUUCGAGCAGCUGCUCCGUUACCACUACUGUGAACCUACGCAACUCAACUCGGUGGCUACUGCUCGCUGUUCGCUCGACGCUGCCUACAAGUUCCUCUGCCCGCUGCUGGCAGAGCGAUGUGCUCGACGCCUCGACGAGAUGUUAGAUGCCGGUGUGGCCCUCGAAGUGCUACGCGAUCUACGCUACCUCUGUGCAAGGCUGCCCGGUGCCGCUUCAGCGCCUCCACUACCUGCGCUUACCAACGACGCAGCCGCACGGUCGCUGGCGCAGUGCUCACGAUGGUGCGAUUCACUAGCACAUAAUGCUCUUCUAGUCCUCGAUGAUAACGCCGAUGCUGCUCUCACCGACGAACGGCUCGAGGAACUAACUUAUGAAGAUCUUGCGUUGAUCGUGAAACGCGACACAUUGCGAGUGUCAAGCGAGCUCGUCUUGGCAGAAGCUCUGUCACGAUGGAGCACAGCUGCUUGCAAACGCACGAAACGCGAGCUGACUCCUAGCAACAAGCGAGCUGCGCUCGGCGAGUUGGCAUAUUGCCCUCGGUAUUUACUGCUCUCCGGAGAGGAAUUGGAUCGGGCUCUGGCUUUGGAGCUACUAGAGCCGAUGGAACGUGCACUGGUUACCGCCCGAGCUCGUAAACUUUCGGCGCCUGUGCCCGUGGGCGCUGAACAAGAAGGCAUGCUGCGUCGCUGGGCGCGUCCACGCCCCACUCAACCUGCUGCUCUACCGGUGCAUCUAAGUCCACGUUCUGAACAACCAAGCGAUGAUCAGCAGGGCAGCAAGCUCUGCGUGCGUCGCUCCAAGAGACCAAAGCAGCCUAGCUUUGCGCCUGAAGAAAAAACUAAGAAAGAGGGAUGCUGCGCAUGUUUCGGGGACGGCCUUCUGAGGGCUUUCAUUUGCCUCUUUGACUGAGAACCGGCCCCGACAUAUUACGUUUAAAUGAAAUAUAUUUCAUUUCAAAACGUAUUGGUGUCUAAAAAUGAUGAUAAUGAUGAUAUUCAAGUGACAAUGUGGACAUGACUGGAAAAGUUUUCAUAUAAUAUGUCUUCUUCUAAUGUGCGUAGAACUAUCCUCGUGUCAAAAAAGACUCUUGAACGAAUUUUUAAUAUUAAAUGUAUCUAACUAUGUGUGUAGGUACCUAUAUAAAGUAUAUCUAUAGAAAAUCCUAGAUAAGUGGAAAUGGUUAUGUGGAAAGAUGGUCAAAAAAGAAUGCCUUCUUUUGUAUUUUUUUACGAGUUGUUAUUGAAACUGCUUCGUGUUGGAAUAUCUACUCAGAGACUUCCUCUGUUUAGCUUUGGUGUUCAUUUUGAGUAUUACUGUCCCAUAAAAGCAUUUAUUAUAGAUAAGUUAGUUUACGUUUCUGACUGAAUUUUAAAUAAUAUUAUUAUGUUUUAUGAACUAUUAUGAGGCAGCUACUGUAUGUAACGUAUUUUAACUAUAUACCUAAUUAUAAACAAUUAAUCAACAGAUAAAAUAUUGUAUAAAACAAAAAUUCCAAAGAUUAAUGAUUAAAAAACCUCUUAAGUUCAAAAUUACAUAAGUACUUUAGAAAUAUUAAAAUUUUGUAAUGCAGCUCAGCUAGCAUUGAAAAAUAAUACGUAUUUACUUCAAACAUUGCAUGAUUAAAAAUCUUUUUAAUUAUGAUCAUUGUGAUAUACAAGUUAUAUAUUGUUUUGUUAUAUAUUUUAACAUAUCAAUGUAAACAAUUUGAAUUUUGUUUGAAAUGAAGUUACCGAGUUUGCACAAUUUGUGUUUUACCUACUUAGACAAUUUUGUUGCAUUUAUUAAAUCGUAUUUAGAUAGUUUAGUUCAAUUGCUUAAGCAUACGCUUAAUUCUGUUUAGUUAAGUUAGUUAAAUUCUUCCAAUGUGAGUUUUAAUUGAAUUUUACUAGUCCUAAAUGAAGUACAUGGUUAGAUCGAAGGAUAUUUGAAUGAAGAUUAGAUCGUAAGUCUCAGACAUUGUAUCGUUCACAGAACGAUUUUCUUUAUAGUAACGUGUUUAAAAAAAUUUAAAACUUAUAUUAUUCAAUUUAUAUGACGUUAAUCUCAAUGGAUGUUUUGUUAGAUAAAAAUUUCAAUAUAAAUUGCACUUUAAACAUAGUUUAUAGUAAUAUUAGCUUCGGUUUUAUGUGCCAUAUGGAAUGUGGUUAGUUGAAAUACAUUACGUAUUACCAUUUAAUGAGAAUAAAAGAUAACCGAGGUAUACUCUCAAUGUUAUUGUCUGUUUAGCUAAUUUAGAUAAAGCUUUUUAUGUAAUCAAAUUACUUAACACACUUACUUAAUAUAUUUGGCGUUUCAAACGAUUAUGUGUCUAUGUAAGAACAAACUUUUGUUCGUUAUUCAUAAUUAAACUAUAGAUCAAAAAUAAUUUAUUGUAAACGACAUAGAUCGAUGUGUUCAGCUCUAAGCUGUAAUAGAUAAAGUGGUCCCAUCCUAAAAUACAUAUAUGAUGUUCAAUA